AUGCAGGCGGCAUUAUCUUCAUUCAGCUACACUGAGAUCGACGGAGUGGACGGACACACCGUUCCGGUCAAGGCGCUCCCACAUACACCGGCCGUGGUCGGCUGCUGGAGGGCCCAUAUGAACGUGCUGCAGAAGAUUGUCCAUGAGAAUAUUGCCACGGCUUUGGUGUUUGAGGAUGACGCUGAUUGGGAUGUGUCGCUUAAGCAACAGCUGGUUCAAUUUGCGCGAGGAUCGCGGGUUAUGAUCAACACAACCACCACACAUCCAACAUGUUCUCCAUAUGGAGACAAUUGGGACAUGCUAUGGAUCGGGAAUUGUGGGACGGGGUCUCGGGAUGAAGAUCAUCGACGCGUCUUUGUCAUUCCCCGUGACCCGACCGCUGAGCCCCUCCAGUAUCGCGAUGACAUGUAUGAAACGCCCAAUAUGUCUCGUUGGGAAGGUGGACUACAAGGAGAUCAUCAAACCCGGAUCGUCUUUCCCUCCAGCAAAGGCGUAUGUACAGCGGCCUAUGGCAUCUCACAACAGGGGGCGCGAAAGGCGCUCCACUAUAUGGGUAUGGUACCAUACAAUCAUCCCGUAGACUUGGGAUUCGCCGAUUUGUGCGCCCAUGAUCGCUACGCAUAUAUGUGUGUAUCAGUCUUUCCUCCGUUGAUCGGAUUCUCUCGCCCAGCAGGACACCAAAGCAAAAAUAGUGACAUCGAAUAUGGCGACGAACUGUCCGGACCAGUGGAGGAUGCACGAUCGCAGCAUGUGGUGUUCUCCGUGAGAUUGAACAUGGAGAGGCUCUUGAGAGGAGAGACCGUUUUUGAAAGCCAAUUCCCCGACGUGACCGGUCAACAGAUGCAUAUUCAGGACAUCGGUUCUGCCGUUGGACACGUUGAGAUUAUGCCAGAAUGA
This is a messenger RNA of Exophiala aquamarina CBS 119918, 897 nucleotides long. RefSeq lists its product as uncharacterized. The coding region runs from base 1 to 897 and encodes 298 amino acids. The record is from RefSeq and is a predicted model, not a curated record. The transcript is spliced from 2 exons. NCBI's taxonomy places the organism in Eukaryota, Fungi, Ascomycota, Eurotiomycetes, Chaetothyriales, Herpotrichiellaceae.